This is a messenger RNA of Olea europaea var. sylvestris, 1227 nucleotides long. RefSeq names its product protein PGR-like. Bases 358 to 1212 code for a protein of 284 amino acids. The transcript is spliced from 5 exons. Lineage: Eukaryota; Viridiplantae; Streptophyta; Magnoliopsida; Lamiales; Oleaceae. Gene Ontology annotation, cellular component: membrane. The record is from RefSeq and is a predicted model, not a curated record.
UAGUACAGCAUCUGAAGUGGCUAAUAAACCAAAUUAAUUUGAAUAAAAUAAGAGAAGAAUUUCUUUCAUAAAAUAAGAGAAGAAUUUCUUUCACGAUUUUAGCAUCUUGCUACCUAGCCUACCUUACAAGAAUACAGUCAAAUCAGUCGAUCUAUUUAUUUUUGUUUUUUAAUAAUGAUUGAUCAAAGUAUAACUCUCCGCUGGCACAACACCACCGGCUACUAUAGCCAUCCGGUCGCCAAGGCUUGCAGCCACUUGAUAUUCAAAAGAAUAACCCAUCUAUAGACGGGUGACCUCACAGUUUCAUAAUUACCAUCUUAGGCCUGCAACUCUUAUAACACCAGAUCAGCAGCAAAUAUGGAGGCAAACUUGGUCCAACCAGUUGUUGCAGCACUAAUUUCAGCUAUAAUUGCUGCCAGAGCUUAUAAAAAGAAGUCGCUUAACCUCUCUGGGGCUAUUCUUGGUUUCACUGUCAUGACCAUUCAUAUUGCUGUCAAUUACAGGUUUGGAGCUGUGUUGCUCGUCUUCUUUUUCACUUCCUCUAAGUUCACAAAAUUUGGAGAGGACAAAAAGCGAAAAGUUGAUGCGGAUUUCAAGGAGGGUGGCCAACGCAAUUGGAUACAAGUUCUAUUUAAUAGUGGCAUUGCAACCAUUUUAGUCUUGAUUGCUUGGAAGUUAGCUGGAUCACAAGAUAAUUGCCUAAAUUCAAAAGAAUCAAGACUUAUGACUGCUCUAAUGGGUGGUAUUAUUGGCCACUAUUGCUGCUGCAACGGAGACACCUGGUCAUCGGAGCUUGGAAUUCUUAGUGAUGACCAACCUCGAUUGAUCACAACCUUCAAGCCAGUUCAGAGGGGUACAAAUGGUGGGGUAACAAAAGCUGGACUUCUAGCAGCUGCAGCAGGAGGCAGUGUCAUUGGACUGGCAUUUGUUAUUUUAGGAUUCUUCACCACCAAAUGCCCGUUUGAUGUAGCUCUGAAGCAGCUAUUAUUGAUACCCCUUUCAGCUGUUGCAGGACUAUGUGGAAGUGUUAUAGAUUCUUUGUUGGGAGCAACAUUACAGUUCAGUGGUUUCUGCAGUGUUCGUAAAAAGGUGAGAUUUCUUUGUUUUAAUAGUUGGAUGGAUAGCUUAUACUUGAAUAUGGACUUUUUGUGUAAAUAUCAUUCCUGUUUGCUGAAUUUCCAACUAAAUCUCAAUUGGAUUAUUAAACUUUAAUUUGUCUUAGUUGGG